AUGAUGUUUGUUAUUCGAAAUUUGGUUGAUCACAUAUUGCCAUUCUUUAUAUUAGUUAUUUUAAAUUUCCACAUUGUUCGCGCAUUAAGAAGAGAAAGUAAAAGAGUUAUUAAUCAAAAUAAUUUCAACAAAAAUUGCUCACAACAUUCUAAUAAUUUUUGCUCUUCAUGUUUAUUAUGUAAUAAUAAUAUUCAACAAAAUUCAUUAAUAUUAAAUGGAUAUGAAAAGGCUAAUAAUAAUACUAGUUUUAGAUCAAUUAGAGAAAGUUUGAAAAAUAAGAGUUGGCUAAGAAAUAAAAAUAAAAAAAUAAUUAAUAUUAAUAAAAUUGAAGACCAAACACAAAAAAAGAAUUUAAGAGCAGCAACACGAGCACUAAUUUCAGUUGUUUCAAUGUAUUUAAUGUCUAAAGUAUUACAAGUUGCUGUUACCUUCUUUGAAACAUUUUCGCCCGAAAGACUUACUGAAGAUGAGUUUCGUCCAAUUUAUUCUUAUGCCAACGAUAUUAUUCCUAUUUUGACAUUACUUUCGAGCACUCUUCGAUUUCCAAUUUAUUGUGUUUGUAAUAAACCAAUGCUUAUAGCCACUCGUGUAAGUAGUUAUUUAUAA
Meloidogyne enterolobii is the source of this 606-nucleotide messenger RNA. The record is from the annotation of a GenBank genome assembly. Lineage: Eukaryota; Metazoa; Nematoda; Chromadorea; Rhabditida; Meloidogynidae.